Messenger RNA from Aspergillus affinis, 885 nucleotides. RefSeq names its product aspartate/glutamate racemase family protein. The transcript has a single exon. The record is from RefSeq and is a predicted model, not a curated record. NCBI's taxonomy places the organism in Eukaryota, Fungi, Ascomycota, Eurotiomycetes, Eurotiales, Aspergillaceae. The coding region runs from base 1 to 885 and encodes 294 amino acids.
AUGGCUUCCACCACUGGCAGACGGUUCGCUAUCCUGGUCAUCAACCCGAACACUUCCAAGCACAUGACGGAUGCCUUAAACCCCAUCGUGGAAAAACUCAGCUUCUCGGACGUCCAGUUCGAUUACUUCACAGCCCCGUCGGAAUCUGUCACCCUUCCGGAUGGCCGAACAGUUGAUGGCGUGCCCAGCAUCAACUCCGGGGAGGAUUCGGCGAAAUCGGCGUUGCACUGCAUGCCCUUCGUGGAGCCAUUGAUACCCAAAUAUGACGCCUUCCUUGUGGCGUGCUACUCCGCUCACCCCCUCGUGGGUAUGUUGAAAAAAGCAAUUAUCAAUCUGGAGGACAGCGCUUUACCCUGGGAUGCGACGGAACCCGCAGCGAGGAGGAAAUGCGUGACCGGCAUCUUCGAAGCAAGUGUUGUCACGUCGCUGUCUUUGAUUAGCUCGUUCCAACUUGUCGGCGAUCAGGGAUAUGGCAAGACUCAGGCGCAGGACACAUUCGGAAUUAUCUCCACAGGGAAUGUCUGGAAGGAGGAACUUAGCAAGGCGGUUGCUGAAAUGCUCAUCCGUUCCGGGGAUGCCACAAACCCGACCCGCCGUUUCGCCGGCGUAGAAACGACGGGACUUACGGCCGUUGAACUACAUACUACACCUCCGGCGGAAGUCAAGCGGAGAAUCAGCGAGGCUACCGAAAAGCUCAUCAAGAGUACACCUGAUCCAUUGACUGCGAUUUGUAUGGGAUGUGCCGGCAUGGCAGGUAUGGAGGAAGCGGUGCGAGAAGGCUGCAUCAAGGCCUACGGACCGAAACAAGCGAAGCAGGUCCGAAUUGUUGACGGCGUGGUUGCCGGUGCUGGGCUGCUGGUAACGGCGUGCAAGGCGGGAUUUUGA